Molecule: messenger RNA, 1731 nt
Organism: Alternaria conjuncta
Lineage: Eukaryota; Fungi; Ascomycota; Dothideomycetes; Pleosporales; Pleosporaceae
Exons: 1
Coding region: 1-1731 (576 amino acids)
Source: RefSeq, a predicted model, not a curated record
AUGGCUCCCCGAACCGUCCACACAAUCGGAGGCCGCUACAAAAGCAUCAAAGCUGUGGAAGAUGCGCCAUUCGCAGAGUUCAUCUCAGUGAGAGAGACCGGGCUUAAACUCAACGUCGUCCACCCAGUCCCGGUCGCGUAUCUGCGUGACCUGCAGUCUCGCGAACGCGCUGCGGUCCACAAACAUGUUACCGCUGAGCUGUUUAGUAACAGCUACAAAGACGACGAAUUUGUUGAAGCGGUAGAAGAAACCUUGAGUUUGUUGGAGACGGUCCAACAGGAUAUGGAUCAUGAUCGCUCGACCACUGCGGACCUAACGACCACGGAUACGACCAGCAACCGGACUUACCACACGGCAAGGGAGCAUCAGGAGUCCCGGGGCAAACAUUCCUCCAUGCAUGUGGAGGCUGACACCAAUGUCAUGAGCGGCUCAAAGUCAGGCGCCCUUGGGCGUAGCCGGAAUAUAAAUAAAUGGAAGAGUACCGUACCCCCUGGCUACCCUCCACCCCCCGUUAGUACGCCAAGCUCAGUCUUUCAGUCUGAGAGUCGUAGUGGAUCGCGAUCAUCUAGCUCCAGCAAGAUGCGAAAGCCAAGCAGACACACCGACUUCCUCAAGGACGCAAAGCUCGACGAGAAGACACGCGUUAUAGUCGUGGAGCACAGCGCUGCGAGCCGCGAACUGGCGCUUCAGGAAGAGCAUCUUGCCAGUCUCGAGUUGCUUGCUUUGACAGUCACCAGCUCAGCUGCGCGGCGCGAUCUAUACGGCGCCAUUCGGAAAGCUCGCAGUGCAGUCGAGAAGGUGCGCGUCCUCGAACGCAAGUGCAAGGGCGCCUUGUCUGACUCCCGCGCGCUUGUAGUGGAUGCUCUUGAGCUUGCCGAUGAUCUUUGGGAGACGUCAGAAGCGGAUGCGGAAGAAGCAUCAACCGUUUCUUCGCCAACCACGGUCCAUUCGUCGACAACGGUUUCAUCUCGGACAACCGGUUCUUCCCCGACACAGCGGAGCACAUCCACUGCACCAACGGAACCUGAGUCUUUGGUGCCGGCCCGCUUUCCCUCUGCCUCGGAAGUUGUCUCACUGAGGCAGGAACUGCAAAAGAUCGACGACAGUCUUUCCGAGUCGAUGAGGACUUUGAACCAGGUCAUCACUCAAUCACGUUAUCGAGAGGGCGUAAUCGAAAGCAUAGACCGCGCACGGGCAUGUCUCGACAAAGUUCACAUCAGAGGAGAGCGCUAUUCGGGCUUGGACGACGAAAAGAUACGCAAAUUCGGAUUUGCAACGCUUGCCAUCGCUCGGACAAGGCAUGUGAAAGCUAUGCGCGUUCUCGAUGCAGCCAAGCAAGAGCAACUACCACUGGACGGCCCUAAGCAAGCAAAAGGUAGCGGAGGAACACGAGACACCGAGCGCCAAGAGCCUUUGCGAGAGGAUGAAGAGUUCGAUCGGAUGGUCCAUCGUUUCUCGCAAUUUGAUUGCGGGGACUCCGAGGAGCUUCUGCGUCAGCAACAAGAGGUUCUUCAACAGGUUGCUAACUACCGUGCCGCUGAGGCGUACAACAGACGCCGUCAAAUGGGUCAUAGCUUGUAUGACCAAUUUCUGCAGGCAGGUGCACCUGAGGCUUACGGGGAGCCAACGUAUUCCGAAGCGGAAUUUCCGUCAUCGCGGUCCCUGGAGUGGGAUCAGUACUGGUAUGCAUGGGAUUUUGGAAGUAGUUCGUCCUGGGAGGACAGGGAAUAG